Molecule: messenger RNA, 1675 nt
Organism: Carassius auratus (goldfish)
Lineage: Eukaryota; Metazoa; Chordata; Actinopteri; Cypriniformes; Cyprinidae
Product: globoside alpha-1,3-N-acetylgalactosaminyltransferase 1
Exons: 5
Coding region: 92-1042 (316 amino acids)
Biological process (GO): carbohydrate metabolic process
Cellular component (GO): membrane; Golgi apparatus; vesicle
Molecular function (GO): hexosyltransferase activity
Source: RefSeq, a predicted model, not a curated record
UCAAUGUAGCAGGCUGUCUAACUGACGGUCAGUCCUCCAAAUGAUUAGAGACUCAAGAACCUAAAGCACACAAGAACCUAAAGCAGGAAUAAUGAAAGUAAAUUUGUAUUUAUUUUUUCGUGCAUUGACUGGCUUGUCACUAAUUGGACUCGUUUAUCUGGGCAUAACUUUCCACUGGAUCAAGCUUUUAUACAAACCACCCAAUGUGCUUGACUCAGAAGGCAACUUUCUUCCCAUGGCACCAUGGUCAGCCCCAAUUGUACGGGAAGGAUCUUUUGAUCCCAAACUGAUUGAUGAGAUUUAUAAGAAAAAAAACAUCACAAUAGCAACUACAGUCUUUGCUCUUGGAAAGUACACACAGUUUCUUAAAGAUUUCCUGGAGUCCGCAGAGCAAAAUUACUUUGUUGGAUUUCGUGUGCAUUAUUACGUGUUCACUGAUCUUCCGGAACAGGUUCCUACAGUGAAACUGGGUGGAGACCACCAUCUGACAGUGUUGAAAGUGGCUACUUCUAACAGAUGGCAGGAGAUCAGUUUGCGCAGGAUGGAAAGGAUGGAGAAACUGAUUGAGAAUCGAUUAUUGAAUGAAGCCGACUAUGUUUUCAGCCUUGAUGUGGAUUCAAAGUUCUACGGGCGAUGGGGGGUAGAGUCUUUGGGUAGUCUUGUAGGUGCCAUACAUCCAUGGUAUUAUAAAACACAUAAUGAAUGGUUCCCAUAUGAGCGCAGGCCAGAGUCUCAAGCGUACAUUCCUUAUUCUGAGGGUGAUUAUUAUUAUGGAGGAGCUGUGAUUGGUGGCUUAGUGAAAGAUGUAUAUCAGCUUGCUAAAACCUGCCGGGAGCAGCUGGACAUUGAUGCAGCUAACUCCAUUGAGGCGGCAUGGCAGGAGGAGUCUCAUUUGAACAAGUACUUCCUGUAUAACAAACCCAGUAAACUGCUUUCACCUGAGUAUCUAUGGGAUGACAGAAAAUCUAAAACACCAGAGAUAAAAAUCAUCCGUUUCUCUCAAGUUUAUAAAAACUACCACGAAAUUCGUCCAAACCCAUAGCAGCUGUUAAAGGGAUGGUUCAUCAGAAAAUCUAAAAUACCCCAUGAUUUACUCACCUUCUAACCAUCCUACAGUUCUUUCAGAUGAAUACAAUUGGAGAUAUGUCCUGGCUCUUCCGAGAUUUGUAAUGGCAGUGAAUGCUUGUUGAGAUUUUGAAGUCCAAUAAAGUGCAUCCUUCCAUCAUAGAAAGUACUCCACAUGGCUCCAGGGGGUAAAUGCCACAAAAGAAUGGUAUUCCAGCAUAUGAUGUAGGACAUAUCCAUAGAAUAAGUCUUACGUAUGCAAGUCUUACGAGAACCCAGUUUUGUUUACGGAAAAGGACCAUUUUCUUUACACAUCCUUGUUUUGUACCUCUAAUUCUAUCACAGUCAACAGCUGGUAUGCUCUUGAUAGCCACCAGAGUUCACUGUUCUGAACUAUUGUUUAUUUGCAUUAGAUUCCAACUCCCAUCACACUUUGACUGAAGUAUUAAGUCUCAUUGCCUCCAGGUGUGUGUGAUUUACCAUUUAGCUCACCUGUGUAUUGUUGAGAAAAAUAUUAAAUUUUCCUAUUACAAGUUUGCCUUUUUUAUAUGUAAUACCUUUGUAUUGAAAUUGUUUUAUUAGGAAAGUGGAAAUAAAAUAAAUAAAUAAA